AUGAGCAAGAUCAGCGAUAAACAUUCAACUGCCUCCGAGGGGUCCCCUUUCCCUGAGAAGGAAGUGGGAGACCUCGAAGCGGGCUCUACAGCGAUCAGUUCUCCCGAGCCGUCCCUCGAGGCCGAUAUAGAUCCAAAUCUCGUCACUUGGGAUGGGCCCGAGGACCCAGAGAAUCCCAAAAACUGGCCUAAAGGUCUGAGAUGGAAGAACACCUGGGCCGUCUCUUUCUUUGUCUUCAUCUCGCCCGUGUCGUCGUCUACCAUUGCUCCCGCCAUGGACGAUCUCGCCAAGUCCCUGGGGAUGCGCACGGAAAUUGAGAUAUACCUGUCCUUAAGUAUCUUUAUUCUCGCCUACGCCAUUGGCCCAAUCUUCUUCGGUCCGGCGUCGGAGCUCUACGGCCGGGUACGUUUACUUCAGGUCAGCAACAUGUGGUAUCUGGCCUGGAAUCUGGGAUGCGGUUUCGCCACGACCAAGGCCCAGCUUCUUGCUUUUCGUUUCCUAGCCGGUAUCGGUGGCAGUGCACCGCUGGCUAUUGGGAGUGGAGCCAUCAGCGAUAUGUGGACAGCGGAAGAACGUGGCAAGGCCAUGGGUGUCUAUACUCUGGGACCGCUUCUGGGACCCGUGAUCGGACCGAUUGCUGGCGGGUUUAUCGCUGAGUAUUCAACCUGGCGCUGGGUAUUCUGGGCCACCUCCGCCGCUGCCGUCGCAGUGCAGGCUGUUGGAUUCUUCUGGCUACGGGAGUGCCACCCGGGCACGCUUCUACGGAAGCGACGCGACCGUCUCGCCAAGGAAACAGGCAACGAGAACCUCCAUACCGCAGAGAGGGUUGAGACACUGGGCUACAAGCUUCUUCAUGCCUUUGAACGACCGAUGCGGAUGUUCACAACGCAGGCCAUCAUCUUCUGUAUGGCUAUCUACAUGGCCUACCUCUUCGGAAUCACGUAUCUGAUGCUUGCAACCUUCCCGGAGAUCUGGACCGAGGUCUACCACGAGAGUUCGGGAAUCGGCGGUCUCAACUAUCUCUCGAUUGCCAUUGGAUCCUUCGCCGGGCUCUUCUUCAACCUCAAGCUUGUUGACCGCAUGUACAAAAGCCUCAAAGAGCGGAACAACGAGGUCGGUAAGCCCGAGUUCCGCAUGCCGUCGUUGGCCGUGGGCUCGGUGAUCAGCACCAUCGGGCUCUUCUGGUACGGCUGGAGUAUUGGGAACACGCACUGGAUCAUGCCUAACAUUGGCGCGCUACUCUUCGCCAUGGGUACGAUUUCCUGCCUGCAGGGCAUGCAGAUGUACAUUGUCGACAGCUACCAAACCUACGCGGCCAGCGCCAUGGCUGCCUGUGCGGUGCUUCGCAGUCUGUGCGGCUUCGGAUUCCCACUAUUUGCCCCGUACAUGUACAGUGCCCUGGGUUAUGGAUGGGGCACCAGUGUGCUGGCCUUCAUCACCAUAGCGAUCGGGUGGGGGACGCCGUUUGCCUUCUGGCAUUUUGGUCCCCAGCUCCGUGCUAUUUCCAGAUAUGCCGCGGGCUAA
Penicillium egyptiacum is the source of this 1524-nucleotide messenger RNA. The record is from the annotation of a GenBank genome assembly. NCBI's taxonomy places the organism in Eukaryota, Fungi, Ascomycota, Eurotiomycetes, Eurotiales, Aspergillaceae.